Xenopus tropicalis (tropical clawed frog) is the source of this 7688-nucleotide messenger RNA. It is a transcript of the gene pea15, whose product is annotated as proliferation and apoptosis adaptor protein 15. Gene Ontology annotation, cellular component: cytoplasm. The transcript has 4 exons. NCBI's taxonomy places the organism in Eukaryota, Metazoa, Chordata, Amphibia, Anura, Pipidae. The coding region runs from base 525 to 917 and encodes 130 amino acids. Gene Ontology annotation, biological process: MAPK cascade; regulation of apoptotic process. The record is from RefSeq and is a predicted model, not a curated record.
CCCAGUAACCCAGCAGCUGGCAGUAGAAUAUUCCCUACAGUGAAAGUUCCGACUCAUGCAGCAUUCCAUCAAUUUAUUUACGCCGGACAAACCAAGCAAACACCCCCCCCCCUCCAAAUUACACACUUCCUCUGUGUAGAUGCUGCUAUUCAUUCUCUCCGUGUGCUGAAUAAUACAGAGCUCAGGGGCGCUCUCGCACACUCACACACUCUCUCGCACACUCGCACACACUCUCUCUCUGACAUCACUCAGUACAAAGGGUGGAGUGAGAAAGCAUUGGAAUCAGUUGGGUCUGUGAAGGGGAAGGGAAAUUCUCUGCUCAUAGAGGGAAGCGGAGCCUGGCUGUCAGCUGAGUCACAUCCACACAGGGACUAAGUGGCAGUCGGGCGCAAGGCACCCCAUCCCUGGGCACUGAGUGGAGACAGUGGCACAGAAGGGGCUCUAGGGGGGCCACAGGAGCUUUGCCAUCCAUCUGGGGUACCCAGGACCAGAGUCUAAGGCUUGAGCUGAAGGAUACGGCUGACAUGGAGGAGUAUGACGCUUUACUUCAGGAACUCGCAGAGAACAUCACCAACGAGGACCUGGACCUGCUGAAGUCGGCCUGCAAAGAGGACAUUCCGAGCGAGAAGAGCGAGCAGAUAGCAUCCUGCCAGGAGUGGUUCAGCUUCCUGGAAAAGCAUGACAAACUGUCAAAAGACAACCUUUCAUACAUCGAACACAUCUUUGAGAUUUCCCGACGCCCCGACCUCCUCACCAUGGUCAUCGACUACAGGACCAAAGUUCUGAAGAUCUCAGCAGAGGAAGAACUUGACACAAAACUCACUCGGAUCCCCAGCGCCAAAAAGUAUAAAGAUAUUAUAAGGCAGCCCUCAGAAGAGGAGAUCAUCAAGCUGGCCCCACCUCCAAAGAAAGCCUGAAGGAGGAGAGGAGAAGACCCUACAUCCUGUUGGUCUCCAUUGUUCUAGCUCACCUGUUCACUUUGGAUCUCCCUGCCCCUCCCCUGUGCACAUCCCCAUCAAGUGCAAGGUCGGAGCUCGGGGUGGGGCACAAGUAGAUCCGCGCUCAUCGAUGACCACUAACAAGAGUCCUAACCCCAUUGUGUGUGCUCUGUGUCUUGCAGUCUGUCCAUCUCCCCCCCCCCCCCCCAACUCCUGACGCGUUUUGUAAGUGUGCGUUUUAAUAGAAGUAAUUUUUUUUCAUUUGUCUUAUUUUCGUGAGAUAAGAAGUGGCUUGAUACUAUUUUAUUAUUGAUUUGUGUGGUUUUGAGAUUUCUAUGCAAAUGGAAACUAAACCUUUCUAGACUUUUCCCCUUCUCCUUGCCUCAGCUACCUCCGUUUCCACCAUAGCAGACUGCAGAUGGCCCCAGGAGCGUGGCCACAGGCAAGGGGGGGAGGGGCUUGAAUGUUGGUGUGAGGCUGUGUAAUGUCUUUGAUGUUCAAUAAGGAGGCGGUGACUGGUUCUGAACUGGACAUUCCGACCCAGAUUGGGAGCUCUGCUUGGCAUGAUGUCUGGGAGAACAAGAAAAUGGGGACAGUUGGUCCCAUCAACUUGCCUAAUUAGUCUAAUGAAUUACUAUAGUAGAUAAACCUAGAACCUUCACAAGGUCUUCCCUUGAUCUGAGGAACUAACAAAUCUAGCAUUAGAAGAUAAUUAAGUUUAUUGGGUUACAAGCUGACUGGCAAUAUUACCCCCCUCCCCCCACAACAGCCUCAAGGAUGGAACAAUGUUUGGCCAAGCCAAGAAGGUUUGAAGGGGGAUCUGGGAUACAAACAGAGGUGUAAUUAUAGGAGUAGACCCUGUGACUUCUAUGGGGCCCAUCAAGGCACCAACUACUAUUACUACUACUACUGUAGUAGGGGGGUGGGGUCUAAAAUGAGUUUCCUGUAGAGCCCAGAACUUGUAGCCCACUGGAUGCAACAGAAUUCCAAACAGCUAAGAAUUAACCUCAAGCUGAUGACUUAUGAAGAUCUUCUGAAGAUCUUAGAAAGGAUAACUUUGCUGAACCUAGAGUAGGGUUUAUUAUGUUAUUACAGCCCUCAGCUUCCUUCCACCUGUAAUAAAACAAUAAGCAUGCUGGGAUAUGUAGUCAAGCAAUGUAUAAAGCCUAUAUUAGAUGGAGCUUGUAACCCAUUGGCACACAGACAGACCAUGCCACCGUAUUCCUCUUAUGAUUGGGUGAAAUAAUAAGAAUAUUAGAGUGAAACAUAGCUAUAAAUUGCACCCAGACUGUACUGGACCAAUAGAUUUAUAGGGAAAAUGUUAAGCUGAAGGAGCCGACCAAUUAAAGAGCCAAUGGUAUGUAAAGCCUGGUAGUGGUAGUAUAGGGUUACUUAAUCAGAGUAUAAUAUGUGUUAUAGACAUGGAGUAGAUGGAACGAGUAAGUGAGAGAAGAAAAAAAUAUAUAUUUGAGUCAACUGAUCUCUACACGGCAAAAUAGUGCCAGUUCUGCCGAAGGAUGGGAUUUGUGACUGGGCCGGGAACGUGAGAGGUCUAGGUGUUUCUAGAGCAGUUUAUAGGACUGACGCCCAAUGGAAAGGCUUGUUAUGUAUGGGCAACAAAAUGGCGGAGGAAUGGCCAAGGAGAUCCAGAGAGGAGAUAAUGCUACAGAAAUGGUGUCCCUCCGGAACUCCUUUACCCCACUCCUGGCCCGAUUCUGUUUAAAGGACACGUUAAGCUCAGAAUGGACUUUUAGUAGGCAGGGAACCAGGAAACGUAAGGCAAUAUAUUUGGGAUUGGAAUCUGGUGAGGAAUCAAACUGGCACAAUGAGGCGUAUUUCAUUUAGAUCAUAUAAAGGGAAUAUGGCUGGUCAUAUAAAGGAGGUACCUGGGCUGGUUUAGAGUAGGGUAUUAGAAAGAGCCCUUGGGAUAAUAAUAAUAAUAAGAAGAAGAACAUCCACAUUACCAGAAUUCUACUUGAUACCCCAAGGCAUGGGUCAGAAAUAUUGGUUCACAGGGUAUGUGGUGUAGUUCAUUGGUUGGGUUAACUUUCCCUUUCAAACUGGGUUCCUGCAUUCACCAUUCAAAUUCAGUCAAGGAUUCCCCCCCCCCCCACUGAUGGAGUAUGGGAAUCAGCAAUUUAUCUGCUCAGAAACCAAUUCCUGGUCCCGCUACAGUUUGAGUGCAUAUUUAUAGUUAUUUUGGGUUAUUUCCAAACAGUUUCAAGAGCCAAACUGGGUUUCCUUCCCAGGAUUCCCUCUGCUCUCUCUCUCUCUAGGUUUAGCAAAUGCUGAGGAACAACCAUGGGUUCUAUCUGUUUCUUAACCAUUUCUAGAUAUGGUGUAACAUCUCCUGGUUACAAGAAUAGCCUCCACACACGAGGCCUCGGCUAUAAUGGGCCGUCGUCACUCAAGGCCAAAGCCCCGAAGAACAAAGACUUGCGCAAUGUUCAGUCGAGAGCCGCUCACCCACUCUUGUUGGUUGUGUGUUUCCACUCAAUUUGCCAAGGGUCGUAAGGAAAUCUGUGUUGUCACUGCUUCUAUGAGAUUGCUGGGAAGGAGCGCGUGGUGCCUUUGUGUCCCCGUCGGUGGUUGUUAUCGUUUCUCUUUAAUGAGGCCGCCUCUGCUGAAGGGCGGCCAGUUCUUUUGUCACUGUGCUCUGUUAGGUUCUGCAAGCAAAAAAGCAGCUUAUUCUAUAAAUGCCACACAGCAGAGAUUCUAAUAGGUUCUGUAGAGGAUUUAUCACUGCAUGUAAAAAUACCCUGUUGACCUGAUACAAUGGGGUCUGCUAUUUUUGGAAGAUGCUCCAUUCAAACGCUUUUGAGCGUCCAACAUCCAUCAUUUUGUCCUGAGUACAAGUUCUAGGCAUCGGGAACGUUCUGUUGCAGUCUAGGGGACACCUCCUAGUAGAACUGAUGGGAAGUAGAACUAACUGUCAAUAUCAUCUUGCAAUUGCCAAUGGGGUAUCUUCCAGAAAUGAAGGGUUAUCGUUGGGUUCAGUUGGCCGCAGAGCUGAACUUGAAGACCCACCACUAGAUCCUUUGCUUAAAUUAGAUAUAAGUCAUCUCUAUUAUAUCUGUUGCAUUAGAGGGCAUCAUUCCUUCCUUUGAGUCAGUGAUUCAUUGGAUAUUUCAAUACCCAAUGACAUUACAGACGAAGGGUGUCCACCUACUGUUCCCAUCAUGUUCAGCCUGGUUUGGCCAGGUAGUCUGGUAGAUUUCGACACUGCCUAGAUGUUUGGCUGUGAAUACAAGGUUGGGUAUUGGUGUCAGUAGAUCAACGUGGUCUUGGAGAAGAGAAAGGUGGCCAUGCAUGUAGGUGGCCACUGUUGAGACAUUCAUCCGCUUGGCCGGCAGGCUAACUGAUCAUAUAUCAUGGAGGGUCGCCCACUGCAUGGUCACCUUUAUUGUUCCGUAGCUAACGUCAACUAUGGUGCAAACCAAUGGACGGGCUGCAUUCUGGGCAGAUCGAGAUCGAGGACAUCAAAGUCCACAAACUGGUGGACGCACCUUGGACACCUCCAUAUUGAUGCCCUCUUAAACGCCCGUCAUAUGCCUUACAAUGCACAAUAUUUAUUAUCACCCCAAUAUCCCGCAGUAAGAAUGACAUUUUUCAAAAUUCUUCAACAUAUUUUUUUGUAACGACGGCUGAAAAACAAAUAUAUUCGUAUAUAUUUAUCGAAUGAUUCCUAUUGGGCGCGCAAAAUAAACGUUUUAGCCAAUUGGCACGUCUCAAUGUGAAAGGGGAAAUCCCGAGCGCUAUUUUUGUAACAGAUACGAAUAGUCUUCUACCAGAAGGUCUGAGUUUUAUUUUAUUACCUAAUAAAUUAUAUAUUGCAGUAGAUAUUAACAAAUACAUAUAAAUAUAUAUAUAUUAUUCUGAAACUCAGAUGAAGGAUUUUUUUCCCCUUUUACCAUAAGACUCGAAAAAAGAAUUUUGAAAAUUUGUCGAAAUGAUUUCAUUCGCUCUAACCUUUGCUUUCAACUAUGAGCAGAUUUCCUAAAUUUCAAGGUUUUUUUGAAAUUUCAAAAAAAUUCAAAUUCAAAAUUUUAGAUUUCCUAAAUUUCAAGUUUUUGGGAAUUUCGAAAAAAAUUCAAAUCUGAAAUUCUGCAAAAUCUCCAAUUUUUAAAAGGAAAAGCUUGAAUUUGAAUAUACAACUCCCAUUGGCUGUCAAAUCUUCCAGUUUGAGGGUUUUUUUCUCAAAAAUUUGAGCUGGGAAGACUCAAAAUUGAAAAAAUUGCUGGAAAACGCAAUUGAGAAUUUGAUAAAAUCGGCCCCAUAGUGGGGGAAGAGCAAAUUUCAGGUUUCCGCUAUUAUACUACAACUGCUCCUAUAUUCCAUGGCUAUGGCCGCCAUAUUCCAGUAUGAUAUAAACAUUCCAUACAGAUCCGGCUGCCAUUUUGUCGCUGUAUAGAGGUUUUGGCACAUAAGUGGCUUAAUUAUAAUUGUUUUACUGUUAUUUGUGAGCUUUGUAUGAUAUGGAAGGUCUCAGUUGUAACUACAUGAUAUCUGUGUUGUAUUCCCACUAAGACGUAAGCCGCGUGGUUAUACCAGGACAUCCAACAGAUUUAGCAUCAUUCUACCCCAACCCUCUCGAUACGUGGCAGGAAAACGGUCCAUUCUCAUCUUCAGUUAAUGCGAAUAGUGCCUUCCUAGCCGAUAGACUGUAGACUAGUUCCCUACGGGAGGGGCCACCGGAAGAUUCAAAAAUGAAAGUCUCGGUUCAUGGGACUCGGCGAUGUCCUACCAAGGUCGUUAUGGGCAAUCAGCCUUGCUCCUCAAUGGCCUACGACACACUCGCUAGCAUACUGUAGGUUUGACCACCCAAAGCCAUUACAGUACCGAAAGCCAAAUAAACCACUCAAGAAAUUGCAUUUUUGGAAAACCACCGAAACCCCAAAGCCUUAAACCUGUCUGACCUCCUAUUUCAGUAAUUAUUAGCUCACGACCAAUCAAAAAGCUAGUAGCUGUGUCUUGAUAGACUUUUUAUACACAUAUUAGGAGGUAUCAUAUUCCAAGGGAGAAGAGGCAGAUGUUAUUGGGAUUCCCUUGGAAGACACAGUGCUCCACCAAGUGGCAGUAAGCCCUAACUAACCAAAAGUAGAUUGUUUUGUGGGCUAAAUGUAUUAUGGACCUAGGAAAUAUAGCUGAAGGGCUCUGUCACCUUAAUCUCUAAAGAACACCUGUCCAUUGAGUUUUUUUCCUGGUGUCCCACCAGUCCAGUCCGACCCUGUUUGUCUCCAAAGAGAGAGGCAUUUUAGGAACUGGAGGCUACAUCCAGAAGGCCAAUGUAUUCCUACAGCUCUCAAGUAAACUUGGCUUACUCUGGUUAACUCAAUUCAACUUGUCUGCAAUCUGAUUGGUUAGUUUAAUGUAUAUAAAGGUGGCCAAAUUUAAAAAACUGGCCCUUAGGUGUAGGUAUUUGAAGCCCCACAUCAAGGAACGGGGUCAAUGAUCUCUUUGGUAGGGUUGAAUAACGGAUUUUACCUGUCUCUGACUAAAUUCGUAGAACUAAAAAAGUCUGCAUUUCAUUGCGGUAAAAUGGCCUUCUCUUAGAAUUCGAAAAAACCGCCGGGAUUCGGCCGAAUCCCGAACCGAAUCUGGGAUUUGGUGCAUCCCUAAUCCUUACAGAAAUCUAUAUUGCAAGUGGCCUUGACCAGGUUUUCUUUUUUUUUUUUUCAUUUUCCACCGCAAAUUUGAAAAAAUUUUUAAAAUUUGCUUUAUUUCCACUUUCAUAACAAGUAAAAAGUAAAAUAUUUGCCUCUGGGAAAAAGCCAUAAAGUAGUAAAAAAAACCUAAAUAUACCUUAAGAGAGAGUCGGGGAAACGUUUGGUGCGAUUGCUGAUGCAGGCUUACAGUUGCCACAACCUAGUCGGGGGUUCCGAAUGCUGCACUUCCCUGCCUUAAAAUCCCAUCAACUACUCACCAGAACUUCAGAUGCAGCACAAAAAUAGGGAUUUUUUUUUUUUAUGCCGACGCCCAUUGUUCGUGUUCUCGUUUCCGGGUUCCAUUUGCUCUUUCCCAGCAUACAGCGCUAAGACCGUGUUAACUGUGUGUACAUAUAUAUUAUAAAUAUAUGUAUAUUAAAUAUAAAAUGAGUCGUUCCUCUUGCUGUUACGUGUUAAUUUAUUGCCAAGCUGAACAAGACUUGAGAAGAAGGAAUCCAUUUUGAUUUUCUAUAAUAAAAAAAAAAUCAAAAAAACAAAAAAAAUAUAAAAGGUAUAUUCAAAAAUUGAGGGAAGGGGGCGGAUACGAAACAAAAACAAAUAUAUUUUUUGAAUAUCCAAAACAAAAAUAUAUUUAAACGUAUAUUUGACAGAAGGAAACGUGUAAUGGGGCAGAAUGAAAAACUACCCCCUUGAUAGUGAAUCACUGCCGACGAUAAAUUCUAGUCGAAGACCGGCGGUACAAAUAUUGCUCUCGGCGACCAAUAGGGUGGUGGCACCGCCCCGCGACUACAGCGAGCGCACAAAUUUCCCGGACACGAGACUGCGAGAGUUUGAGGCAGGGGGGGGAAACGUUACAAUGUGAAAUUAUUAUUUGAAAAAUGUUAUUUUGCACUGAACAUCAAGAGGUUGUUGUGUGCUCGAGUUUGCUAAAAAAUAAAUAAAAAACAUUAAAAAAAAAACUAUAUAUGAAUAUUGUUAGAAGCAAAUGAAAAGUGAUUCAGUUCCCACGCUUUGCUUUUUGCAUUCAACUCGAAAUGUCAAAUUAAAAACCGUUAAUUGUGCUAAUAAAGUUUACUGUAUGGAU